Messenger RNA from Exophiala spinifera, 1509 nucleotides. RefSeq lists its product as uncharacterized. The record is from RefSeq and is a predicted model, not a curated record. Gene Ontology annotation, molecular function: FAD binding; monooxygenase activity. Lineage: Eukaryota; Fungi; Ascomycota; Eurotiomycetes; Chaetothyriales; Herpotrichiellaceae. Bases 1 to 1509 code for a protein of 502 amino acids. The transcript has a single exon.
AUGCCUACCGAGAUCAAAGUCCUGAUUGCCGGUGCAGGAAUCGCCGGACUCGCUUCGGCCAUCGCCCUUCGCCGCCUCGACACGGCCGAUGUGCGCUUUGACAUCCAGCUGUUCGACAAGGCCACGGAGCUGCGAGAGAUCGGAGCCAGCAUCGCGCUGAGCCCCAACGGCUUGCGCACGCUGGAACGACUCGGGGUCGACAACGCGCUCGGCGACGACGUAGGGUUCCGCGGGCCCAGCGCGCGGCCCAUGAUCUACCACCACUGGAAGACCAACGAGGUGGUCAGCGCCGACGAGUUCGUCGACGUGCCAGACAGGAAACACCAGACGGCGCGCUUCCACCGGGCGCACUUGCACUCCGCGCUCCUUGCGCACGUGCCAGGGGAGACCAUCCACCUGGGCAAAGUCGUUGAAUCUGCUGCCGUUGACGAUCGCGGUGAUGAUGCCGACGGCGUGACGCUGCUCUUCAAAGACGGCACGAGCGCAAAGGGUGACGUACUCGUCGGCGCCGACGGCCUGCGGUCGAAGGUGCGGAGGGCGUUUGUCCCAGAGCACACCUUGCACUACACGGGCCGCACGUGGAUUCGGUCGACCUUUGAUGCGUCGCUGGUCGACGACAUCGCCGACUUGCCCUCGGACUCGGCGCACUGGUGGGGGCCACGAUACACCUUCUUCGCGUCCCGGCUGGGAAAGAACAUGUACACGACGGUGGGAAACUUUGAUCCCGACGACUUUCCGGCCGAGAGGGAGGGCGGCGGCGGACGACAAGACAAGUCCGUCCGCUGGGACCAGGAGGGCGACGUGGCCUUUUUCAGACACCUGUACCGCGACUGGAACCCCGUCGUCAAGGCGCUCGCAGACGCAACCCCCCACGUCCGCCUGUACCCUAACCUCGCCGGGGAGCCGUUGGAGUCGUGGGUGUUUGCAAAGCGCGUGACCCUGGUCGGCGACGCCGCCCACACCCACGGCGGCGCCCACGCCGCGGGCGGAUCGCUGGCUCUGGACGACGCCUGGGCACUGUAUCGCAGUCUCGAGCACGUUUUGAAGGCCACCGCCGUCGAACAGCUGAAGCCCAAAGGUGGUGAUGAUGGAGGCAGUGGUGGCGGAGCAGGAUCAAAGCCCAAGUCCCUUGGUGCCUCACAGCUCGAACGUGCCUUUACGCUGUACGACAAGACCAGGCGGCCUCAUACGACGCGCCUCGUGCUGAGUGUUCUUGCGGCGGCAGAGGGCAAUGCCACCACCCCGGGCACCGACGAACAACUGAGACAGAAAAUGAUAAACAGGCCCAACAUGACUUGGCUUACGGAGCAUGACGUUGAGGCGACGUUUGCGAGAGUCCUCGAGACAGAAAACAGGCAAGAAAGAGAAGAGAAGAAAAACGACCACGAGUAUCAUGACCAAGUUGAAAAAGAGACCAAAGAGCAUCAUGUUCAGGUGGAAGAGGAUGGUGUCGCUUUUGACGACAUCAAAGACGCUAUCAUGGACGUGCCCGUUGUCAUGGUGAAAUAG